CUUUUGUUCUCAGCAGGUGCUCUUGGACACUGACCCAAAGGGCAGUGUGGCAGUUUUGGCUCUUAGCUAGGCUCAAUGUUCUGGCAAGCUCUGGCGGCACUGCGCUGCGAGGCUGAAGUCCUUCGUCCCUUGUCCCUUGAUGAGGCUUAUGGGCAGUUGACCCAAGAAGAAGCUGCUAUCAACACCAGGGAUUCUCCCUGCACUUGGGCUGCUUCUUCAAGGGUCAACAGCUGAGGGGCCUUGGCUUGGCGGUUGCUUUGGCUCUGCUGCUCGGCUGGUCCGUCACGGAGAGGCUUGCACGCCCAAAGCAGCUUGGUCCCUCGCCUUGGAUCAGGUCUUGGCCGAGCGCGCCCAAGUUCUUCAGGCACAGCUGGAAGGGCCAUCGUAGCUGCAGUGACGCUGACUCCAGUGACUCUAGUGCGGGCCCAGAGAAGUUGAGGUGAAUUCAGUGUGGCACGUAGAUUAACCAGCUCUGGGUGAUGUACCUUGGCAUUUCUGCAAUCGAAACCAGACUGCAAAAGUGAGAAGAUCCUUGUUCCACCAAUGAAGAAGCUGGUUCCAGAUGUCACGAGCCGCGCGGAGCUCAGCUUUGUACAAGGAGUCGCGCGCAGAGUUGGCUCCACUGCAAGCUCAAUGGCGGCUGAUUCAUCGGCAGGGAGCUUGCGGCAAGAUGACAGUGGCCAACAGCAGAGAGGACGAUCAGAAGUGGCCGUCCGACGAGGAGGACGGCUCCGGACAUGCGCAGACACAGAAAACGCCGUCCGAACAAAACGAGCUCUCCUUCUUGUGCAGCCGUCCUGACUGGACUGGAAGAGUACCUAUAGGACCAAGAUGGACCAAGAUCGGUAUCUGCUUGCCUAGAUAGGUUAUGAGUUAUGACGGAGAUGAUGAGAUCCUGCCGUGAUGUAUGAAGGAUCUGAGGCUCUCGCCAAGAUCAACCCAAUUACGACCAAAGAGCACGAUUCGUCCGUGUCUGUGUGGUUCGGGGGGGAUCCCAAGCGGCGAGCCGUGAAGAAUGGUUUGGGAAGUUUUGGGUUCUAACAAUUGGCUUAUUUCAUCAACAGGCUCAACAGGCCCAAAUUGUUGUAAAACAGGAAGCUACAAUAUGAUAUGCAAUACAUAUAUAUAUAUAUAUAUUCGAUAUAUUUACAUAUAUAGUUAUUAUAUUAUAGAUAGAGAUCGUACAAUGUUUUGAGUGCUGUUUGAGCUCACCAAUUGGAGUCACACCCACAUCAGUCAAUUUGUUGAUAUGACAGAAGAUAAUUUGAAUGACCAUGGCUUUGAACACAUCACAUCAUUUGUGUUUCUUUCAAACUAGACGCAAGUCUUGCAGGGCGGCCAGCUGAGGAAAUUCUAUUGUUUUCAUGAUUUUUCCAUGUGUAUAGGGGUGGGUCGUUUGUCUUGAGAAACAGUACCCCUUCAUAUUGGCAUGGUUCAAGUAGCUGCAAAGGACACUGGUCGCUGCUGUCCGGACAUCCUGAUGGCCGUGAGGAGUUCUGAGCGUUAAGAUGACCCUCCCUGCUUGUAGAGGAACAUGGUCUGUCCAACAGAUGAACGAAACUGAGCGAAAAAAGGACCACCAGCUCUGACAAGCGUCCAUGUUACGGGAAAUGACCCUUUGUCACACUUUUGGUCCACGAAGGCAUCGAUCAAACAAUCGGUCUGAACACAAUAUGGGGGACUGCUUCUUGUCUUGCAUUCUCGCGUUGCACUAGAGUGAACAAUAAUGUUCGGCGACAGUCGCAGUGUGAGCAAUUCGCUGAGGGUCCUGAGCUCGUUGUAAGCACCAUCGAGCCGUUUCUUCGAUAAAAUUGAUCCAACAUGAUCCAACUGUUGCUGAACUGAACCCAAAAUGAAUGCGUCCGGGGCGGGGUACGUGAAUGCUGGCAUGACCCGCGUGCGGGAUUUUUUCUUGCGUUCACAUCGCCCCCUCUCUCUCUCUCUCCCUCUCCCUCCCUCGCUCCUAUCAUCAAAUUGGGGUUCCCCGGUUCCCCCCAAAUGGG
This is a messenger RNA of Durusdinium trenchii, 2003 nucleotides long. The record is from the annotation of a GenBank genome assembly. Lineage: Eukaryota; Dinophyceae; Suessiales; Symbiodiniaceae.